AUGUGGCAAUGCCACCUCUCAGCCCAGGACUACCGCUAUUAUCCAGUGGAUGGUUAUUCAUUGCUUAAACGCCUCCCUCUUCACCCUCCUACAGGACCCCGAUGCCCUGUCCAGACAGUGGGACAAUGGUUGGAAAAUAUUGGGCUACCUCAGUAUGAAAACCACUUGCUGGCUAAUGGAUUUGACAAUGUGCAAUUUAUGGGAAGCAACGUAAUGGAGGACCAGGAUCUCUUGGAAAUAGGAAUCCUUAACUCUGGGCACAGACAGAGAAUACUCCAAGCAAUCCAGCUUCUCCCAAAGAUGAAGCAGAUUGGUCAUGAUGGCUACAACCCCGCCUCUGUAGCUGAAUGGCUGGAUUCCAUUGAACUGGGUGACUAUACCAAAUCCUUUCUAAUUAAUGGCUAUACAUCGAUGGACCUUGUGAAAAAAAUCUGGGAUAUUGAAUUAAUUAAUGUCUUAAAAAUCAGCUUGAUUGGCCACCGGAAGCGCGUUCUGGCAUCUCUGGGAGACAGGCUUCACGAAGAUCCUCCUCAGAAACCACCUCGGUCAAUAACCCUCAGGGAACCCAGUGGUAACCACACUCCUCCUCAGUUGUCUCCAUCACUUAGCCAAAGCACGUUCACUACUGGUGGCUCCCUGGACGUUCCCCACAUUAUCAUGCAGGGUGAUGCAAGGAGAAGAAGAAAUGAAAACUAUUUUGAUGAUAUUCCCCGGUCAAAGCUGGAGAGGCAGAUGGCACAGCAGUCCUCGGUCUGUGAGAUCUGGACCAACCAGAAUGCAGGAUAUCCUUUCUCAUCGAUUCAUCAGGUUCAUAAUACAGGAGACUGGGGAGAGCCUUCCAUUACCUUGAGACCUCCAAAUGAAGCCACAGCAUCAACGCCUGUACAAUAUUGGCAACAUCAUCCAGAGAAACUCAUUUUCCAGUCAUGUGAUUAUAAAGCAUUUUAUUUAGGUUCUAUGCUGGUAAAAGAGUUAAGAGGCACAGAGUCAACACAGGAUGCCUGUGCAAAGAUGAGGGUAAAAUGCAGAAAGUCUACAGAACAAAUGAAGAAAGUACCAACUAUUGUCCUGUCUGUCUCUUACAAAGGAGUCAAAUUUAUUGAUGCAACAAAUAAGAAUAUUAUUGCUGAGCAUGAAAUCCGUAACAUUUCCUGUGCUGCACAAGACCCUGAAGACCUUUCUACAUUUGCGUACAUAACUAAAGACUUGAAGACUAAUCACCACUACUGCCAUGUAUUCACUGCAUUUGAUGUGAAUUUAGCUUACGAAAUCAUCCUUACAUUAGGACAAGCAUUUGAAGUGGCCUAUCAGCUUGCACUACAAGCACGAAAAGGGGGCCAUUCUUCAACCCUCCCAGAAAGCUUUGAAAAUAAACCCUCCAAACCUAUUCCCAAACCACGUGUUAGUAUUCGGAAGUCAGUGCAGAUAGAUCCAUCCGAACAAAAGACUCUUGCGAAUCUACCAUGGAUUGUUGAACCUGGACAAGAGGCCAAAAGAGGCAUUAAUACCAAGUAUGAAACUACAAUUUUCUGAUACAAAACUGUCCCCCCUUCCUUGUUGUGCCUUGCACGCCAAGCAGUCACAGCACAGCCUUUCCUUUAUGGCAACGUUUCA
Molecule: messenger RNA, 1614 nt
Organism: Melopsittacus undulatus (budgerigar)
Lineage: Eukaryota; Metazoa; Chordata; Aves; Psittaciformes; Psittaculidae
Gene: ANKS1B
Product: ankyrin repeat and sterile alpha motif domain containing 1B
Exons: 13
Coding region: 1-1533 (510 amino acids)
Biological process (GO): ephrin receptor signaling pathway
Cellular component (GO): cytosol
Molecular function (GO): ephrin receptor binding
Source: RefSeq, a predicted model, not a curated record